AUGAAGACACACUGCCUGCUCCAAUAUGUUGCGGUUUUGUAUUUCGUACUGACGUGUCUCAACCGAACCCGCGUGCGGGGCGCCCAGAACAACCGAGCCGGCCUGGCCGGCCUGAAUGACAACGUCCUGGUGGCCUUCCUCCUGCUUGUUCAGCUUGAAGUCCCACAUUUCCUGGGGCCUUUUUCAAAAAAGGAAAAAUAUGAAAAAGUGAUUGAUGGAGCUAUAUAUCUUUUCACCAAAGAGGUGGACACAGAAAAACGGGCGGAGGAACAAAGGGGGUACACCGUCCAGGAUGUCCGCCAUGUCAUCACGGGGCUGAACAGCCUCCUGAAUGACAUAAAAAGCGGGAGCGAAAGAUACUUCACGUGGAUGGAAUUAAUCACCAAUGAAUGUUGGAGGGAGGAAGAUGGUUGCAGAGGGCUCAUCACGCAGAGCUGUGCCCUGUCUGUACUGAAUGGUCUCCCAAAAAAGACUCUCCCAGUAACAUGCAGGAGUUGCCUUAUGUAUGCCUUAAACUACGCACUACACACGAAACAUUUAUUUACAAACAUGCUACAAAUACAAAAUUGCAAUGAACAAAGUAAUCUGCAAUUGAUAAAUCUUACGAAAGAUGUAGGGUUCGUGAGAGAACAUCGAAUAUACCUGAACAACUUGGAAACCAUUUCUGCUGGAAAGAAUGUCAGAAGCCAUGUUAUUAUUUUCCACAUAAAAAAUGCCACAAAAUUGGUACACAUUUUAACAACCCAUGGACAGGAAAAAUUCACACAUGUAAUGAAUGACGCUGUGCUAGAGGUGAUUAAAAAAUCCAUACAAAAGUAUAAGACGUAUUUAGAACAUAAUAGCUUCUUCAUUCGAAAUGGAGAAAGUGAAAUAAAAUUGGAGUUGGAAAAUUUGAUCUCCGUUACAAUCAAUGGUUAUUUGUACCUAGACAAUACAAAUGGUGAAAUUUUCCGCGUGAGAGAUUUUGGUUUGUUUUUUACAGAAGAUUCUUUGGACCAAUUCAUUUCGAUGUUAACAGGGAGCAACUUAUUUCUGCAGGUGGAGAUGGGGACCCCGGCGGGAGGAGAGGUACCCCAGAAUGGUCAUCCCUUUCCCAUUGAAAAUUUGCUCAACCUGAUAGAAUUCGAGCUUGUCCUCAACUCCUACUUGCACCUUGGCGACAACUACUUCUCCAAGGCAGUGAUGCUCAUGAAAAAGGUCUUUUACGCAGAGGGAAAAAAUGCAAACGAUGUGUUGAUCUAUGCGGCGGAUGCAACGGACGUGCCGGAUGGGCAGAAUGAGGAGGAUGGGAAGAAUGAGGGCGUGGUGAAGAACUUCCUGGCCAUCGCUAAGGGCGGCAAGUUUCCCAGAACCCCGCCAAGUGGUCACUUAAGAGGUGUCCCACAAGAAGGUCACUUGAGACGUGUCCCAUGGAGGAACCACCUCAGUGCUGCACCCCCGAAUGAACACAGAAAACAAAUCGAAGAAUUCAAAAGGACACAACUGGAGCUGAUGGACGACCAAACUAUCUUCUUCAUCAUGCUGGUGAAAAUCCUACCCGAAAAUAAAUACCCACUCAUGAAGAACGUCAUCGUCGACCUGCUAACCAAGCCAGUCUACUCAAAUUCACUAACAGGAUUUUCGUAUAAUGAUGGAAAAAAGAUUAACAAGGAACUAAUCGAAGUCCUGGGGGAGUCCUAUCAUGACCCAAUAAAUAACCUUAAAAGGAGGACGAAGCAUUUUGGUUCCAGAAUUAACAAAAGGGAAAUACAGGCCAUUGAAAAAUUAAUACACCAGGGAUAUAAACUAACCCAAAUAGCUUUUCACAAUUAUAGCUCCAUGCCACUAAAUAGUAGAAAGAAUAUUUAUUCAGCGGUUAAGAUGUUCUCCCUCUUUGAGCAUAGGGUGCAUUACCUGACUGGUUGGGAUGCACACAUUUUAUUUUCCAAAAGGAUGUACCCUGAAGAUAUGGUGGAGAAAAAUUACAACGUGUACGCCUAUGCGCAAAGUGCUGGCAACCAUUGGUUCAUUAUAUGUUGCACGGUCAUCCCUCUCUUGCUGAUUAUUUUAUCAUUCCUUUUGUACAAGUACUUCUUUCACGAUAAGCUGAAAUUCUCCUUCCUCUUCAGAAAUAGAAAGUACAAAAAACGAAAUCAUGGCUCGUCGGGCGGCGCGCUCAAAUACUAUAGGCACCUCUCUGGGGGCGUCAAUUUGUCCAGCGCGCGCCGACAGCACCAGGACAGGGCGGAGCUCCAGCACUUGCUGCGCACGAGGAACCGCAGAGCGGACAUGAAAGCAAAGCUCAGGGGGGAAAAUGGCGCAAAAAAUGCGACUAAAAAUGGGGCAAGAAAUAGCAAAAAAAAUGGUUCAAGUAGUAGUCCAAAAAUGGACGCAAAAGUGGACAGGACAGGCAGGCCCCACAGGAUCAGCGUCGCAGGCCAUGGCAACGAAGCCGAUGCCCCGCACGCAGGAGCAACGAAGAAGCGGGAAACGAAGACCAGUGACUUUUUCAUGGAGGAAAUUCAGCCCAACUAUGAUUUCGAAUAG
This is a messenger RNA of Plasmodium fragile, 2526 nucleotides long. RefSeq lists its product as uncharacterized. Bases 1 to 2526 code for a protein of 841 amino acids. The record is from RefSeq and is a predicted model, not a curated record. The transcript has 3 exons. NCBI's taxonomy places the organism in Eukaryota, Apicomplexa, Aconoidasida, Haemosporida, Plasmodiidae.